Messenger RNA from Dacryopinax primogenitus, 2516 nucleotides. RefSeq names its product Rho GTPase activation protein. Lineage: Eukaryota; Fungi; Basidiomycota; Dacrymycetes; Dacrymycetales; Dacrymycetaceae. Bases 247 to 2352 code for a protein of 701 amino acids. Gene Ontology annotation, molecular function: small GTPase binding; GTPase activator activity. The record is from RefSeq and is a predicted model, not a curated record. Gene Ontology annotation, biological process: small GTPase-mediated signal transduction. The transcript has 2 exons.
AAGAGAGACGCGAGCGCUUCAUCCGCUUCCUCAGGAGCAUCCGCAGCCAACGAGUCCAAGCCCAAAGCAAAGUUAGCUAGCCGAGUCUUUGGCUGGGCUACAAAUUCCAGCAACGGGAACACCGCUGCUUCCAUCUCGGCACAGGGGAUAUCCGCACCUGUCCUCCCUCCCAGGCCGGAGAGAGCGGCGCCUCCUCCAGCGCUCAAGCGGCCAUUGGCUGUCCAGACUACAGGACCUGGAAAUUAUAUGGCGCACCCGGAGCAGCAAGUCCAGCAACUACUACCCCCACCCAGGCACCCCCAGGCACACGCCAUAUCUAGCCCAACCCGCCGCGGACCAGUUCCGAUCUCCGGUCCAUACCCCACCAGUCCUACAACAGGGAACGCAGGUCCGGACAGAGGCCGAGAAGCCCUACGCGCAGGAUGGGGACGAGUACAAGGCUUGUUCGGUCAGAGCCAGCGGCGCAUGGAGUCUAUUUCUCAGAACAUGCCUUUGCCUAUGGCACGCCCUGUUCCCCGAGUAGGCAGCAACUCGAACGUUGCUGGCCCCUGGGCCAUCCCUACCACAGGAGGGGAUGCGCAUCUUCCUAUCAUGCCCCGGCCGGUACGGAGCCCGAGUGGAAGACCAGGCCAAGUAUUCGGGGUCAAGCUGGGAGAAGCAGUCCGCAGAACGAGGAUCGUCUCCCUCACCGUCCUCUCCAAAGAUACAGGAGCAGAAGACCGUUCCCGCUGGCUCCCCGCGCUCAUCUUACGCUGCUUGGAACACCUCGAGCGCUGGGGACCGGAAGAAGAGGGCAUAUUCCGGAUUUCCGGAAUGCCGAGCCAUGUUGCUACCCUCCGGGAGGAGUUUGAUAGAGGCGCGGACUAUGAUCUGCGUGCUGUGGGCCCGGCGGACCUGGACCCGCACGCGGUUGCUGGGGUGUUCAAGGCGUAUUUUAGGGAAUUGCCGGAGCCACUGCUAACCCACUACUUGGCUAAACGGUUCGACGAAGCCCUCCUCCCCCAUACUUCGGAACACGUCCCUUCCUCCGAAGGACUCAGCGCGUUCGGCCACGCCUCCUCCACCCCGCUCACCACUUCCCCCCAGCUGUUGCUAGACCUUGCCCACCUAGUCCGCCAGCUCCCGCCCGAGAACCGUAUCCUCCUCCGCGAACUUAGCAGGCUGCUCAAGUUCCUCGCCCGGAAGCGGGAGACCACCCGCAUGAGCUUGACUAACUUGCUCCUGGUCAUUUGUCCUAGUGUGGGCAUCGCGAGCAGCUUGGUUAAGAUCUUCGUAGAGGAGGACGACCUGGUCUUCGGAUUCCAGGAAGAGGCCAGUGGGGCGAGAGAGCUUGCGGCUAUGCCGAGCGCAGAGAGGGAUAGGGAAAGAGAAAGGGAGGUGAAGAAGAAACGCCGAGAGACGGUCGGCAGCGUACGGACGACCGCGAGUUCGCAAUCGUAUCACGCACCUGCUACCCCACCGGCGAACAUCACCACCAGUCCUAUGAGCAUGAGCCCGAACGGCGCAAACCAUGAAACAGCAGUGCCGAAGCGCGACCAUUCCCUUCCGCCUACGACGCAGCCUGCUCCUUCGAGCAGGCGCAACUCUGUCCAGCCUCGACUGAUGACGAGCAAGAUCCCGAAUGUGCUUGCUGCUGCUCCUGGUCACCGGAGGAGAGCUAGCGUCCAGCAGCAAGCAAUGUUGCUGCCCAUCUCUGGAGUCGCGCCUGCGCCUGUGAUACCCGCUAAGCCCGAGGCGCUUUCUCUUCACCCACAGGGGGCCGUACCGGAGGAAGAGAAGGAGAAUCGUCCUCAGACCCCUUCACCCCCUCCGCAGCUGGCCCUGGAGCUUCCCGACACACCCCUCCAGAUCCCUUUCGACAGGACGCCUAGUGUUGAUGAUUCUGUGAGUCCUUCGAGCGCGCAGAAGAAAGCCGGGUUCUUUGGAGACUUGUUUGGGGCCAGCAGGCCGCGGCCGUUGGCGAAUACGAAUACGAAUACGAAUGGGAGUGAGAUCUCUGGAAAGGUCAAACGCGAUGGUCCCCCUCCGAGAGUGAGCAUCAUGAGCAAGCUGAGGCCGACCGAGGACUGGGGCUCGCGUGUCCUUUCAGACGCGGGGGUGCCGCCUGUCCCUCCUCUGCCAGGUAACGAAGCGCUGGGAUCGCCGGGGAGUGUGACUUCUCCCACCAAGCUGUCUAUGCCACGUCCGGCUGUGCUCAGGAAAGGCGCUGUACGCGAUCGGAUUAGGAAUAUCGAGGACCGGGAUGGGGCCAAGACGGAUGGGGAGGCUAAGGGUGUGCGGAGGUUUGUCAGGACGAGGGAGAAGGAGAGCGAUGGAGAGCCGAAGCGCGGCGCUUUCUUCCCUUUCAAUUGAUUGGGUUAUUUAUCAGUAACGACACGACCUUUCUUUCAUUUCUUUCAUUUCCUCUUUCAGUUAUCCUUUGCAGAGUAUUUCAUGGAUCGCUCGGAUCUUUCUUGCAUUCGACUCCCCUUUGUGGGAUAAUGUUGUAUGACCUACACGCUUACGCUUUCUUUUCU